This is a messenger RNA of Caenorhabditis bovis, 2433 nucleotides long. The record is from the annotation of a GenBank genome assembly. NCBI's taxonomy places the organism in Eukaryota, Metazoa, Nematoda, Chromadorea, Rhabditida, Rhabditidae.
AUGAUCCGCACCAUUUCCCUGUUUUUAUUGCUUCCGGUUUUCGGGCUGCUCGCCGAGCUCAAUCUUGAGUGCAAGCGUCGUCUCGGCGGAAUUCCAUUGCCAUUGGGAGUAUUCACCGUUCAAAAACACGGUUUUCCGGAUGCUCUUCCACCGAUCCGCACAGCACUUUCCCAUGUUCACAAUAGGUCCUGCAUAUUACAAGGAUAUAGGCUAGAAAUGAUUGUCAAAGAUACACAUUGUAAGACGUCUCAGGGGAUGCGAGCGCUGUUCGAUUUGAUCGCGUCGAGACCACGACCAGUGGCGAUUCUUGGAGGACAGUGCACACAGCUUAAACCCCAAAUCUUAAGAUUCUUUGCAAAAUUUCACAUGGAAACAUUUUUUUUGCAGGUGAACGAACCGAUUGCAAUGGCGCUCAAAUAUUGGCAAAUCGUGCAAUUAUCGUACGCCGAGACUCACGCGAAAUUUGCGUCUUCCGACUCGCACGAGCUUUUUCCAACGUUCUUCCGAAUUGUUCCCGGAAGUCGGAACACAAAUAUGGCGAAAUGUAAGCUCGUGAGCCAUUUUGGAUGGAAACGCGUCGGGACCAUCAAGCAAAACGAUCAGCCCAGAUAUGCACUUCCCCACGAAUCAUUGACCAAUCGUCUUGAGCAUGGCUUCGGCGUCAAAAUCAUUCACACCGCUGGCGUUAACUACGAACAAAUCGAGAAUGUUGGAACAGAGCUCGACGAGCUCAAGGCGCGUGACGCCCGAAUAAUCAUUGUCGACGCCGAUUCCGAAAUGACAGCCAACAUUAUGUGCGCCGCAUUUCAUCGAGGAAUGUUUGGCGAUAAUUAUGUGUGGAUGCUUCCCGGAUAUCAUUCCGAAUCAUGGUUCAAAAAAGCGCACAAAAAUUGCACAGAAGAGGAAUUGCGACGAGCGGUUCGCCGGCAUUUCGCCGUUCAAUUCUCGCUAUCGAGACCCGACGAAGAUUUUCCAAUCGUGGGAAAUUCGCGCGCCGGCGAUGUCUGGCAGGAGUUGUCGGCUCAAGAUCCAAACAAUACCUGGCGCGGAUAUCUCUACGAUGGACUUUGGACUUUGGCAAUUGCUUUGAGCCGCUCGAUGGGCGACAAUGCCGAAUUCUCACACCAUAAAAUGGUGGAAGCCAUCAAUAACUCGUCAUUUCAAGGCGUUACGGGUAUGGUGAAAUUCGCCAAUAAUGAACGAUUGGGUCUUGUCGAUAUUUUGCAAUGGAACGAUGAGAAUUACGUGAGAGUUGGAGGAUAUGAUGGAGCCGAAGACGAGUUCUCAAUUAAUAUGGAUAAUUUCAAAAAAUGGAACCCUCCUUUGGAUUCGACAGUAACCGAAAGACGUCGUGAUUAUGUUUCGUCACUUUUAUUCAUCGCAAUGUCAUUUUUGGCGAUGGUUGGAAUCGCUUUAGCACUUAUAUUUCUCCUCAUCAAUUUUCGAUAUCGAAAUCAUAGAUUCAUUAAAAUGUCGUCACCAAAUCUCAAUAAUAUCAUCAUCGCUGGCUCAAUAUUCACAUUUGUGUCUGUGAUACUUUUGGGUGUCGAUACGCGAGUCGUCGAAGAAGCCAAUUUCGUCAGAUUAUGCUAUCUUAAAAGUUGGACUCUGUGUCUCGGAUUCACCCUCGCAUUCGGCUCAAUGUUCUCAAAGACAUGGCGAGUGCACUCGAUUUUCACGAAUAUUAGAAUGGAUCGAAAGGCGAUCAAAGACUCGAAGUUGUUCAUGAUCCUCGGCGUCCUUCUCCUCAUCGACGUUGUCGUUUUGUGCGCCUGGGCAAUCAUUUCGCCGUUCUCUUUCAAAGUCAUCGAAUUACCUCAUAUAGCCGAAGACAAUAUCGUAAUAAUUCCUGAAGUCGAAAAGUGCCAUUCGCCGAAUUCCGGCGUUUUUCAAGCAGCCCUUUACGCAGUGAAAGGGAUUCUGAUGAUUCUUGGAUGCUUUCUGGCGUGGGAAACUCGCCACGUGAAUGUUCCAGCACUCAAUGAUAGCAAAUAUAUUGGAAUGAGCGUUUACUGUGUCGUUGUCAUGAGCGUGUUAGGAUUGUCGACAUCGGUUAUUCUUCAGGAGCGUGUCAACGAGAUGUUCGCUCUCGCCUCAUUCUUCGUCAUAUUCUCGACAACACUGACACUGUGUCUUGUGUUUGUGCCGAAGAUCAUCGAGCUCGCUCGGAAUCCGAUUGGCAACGAGCCGAGAGCAUAUCGACGUGGUCUGAUGAAGUCGGUCGUCGCGAAAUCAUCGCAACAAAUGUCGCCGCAGCAACGAGCUGAUAGCGCUGGCGAUUUGCUAUCGAAAGCUGAAAGUGAGAACAAAAUUCGAAGGCGCUACUUGCAUCAGAAGUCGGCCCAACUGUGGGACCUCAUUGAGAAGCUCAAAGCGCGAGGCGAUCAUCAAUUUCUGCAGCAAGGAGGGGCAUUGAAACAAAAAAAAAAUUGA